AUGUCCUGGCUAAGUAGUAAUUUUACAGAUAGCCUAUCAAGUAUUUCGAAUUUCACUGGACAGAUUUCUUCCUUCACUCGUGAAAUGUUAACAGAAGGAACAGAGGAGGUCUCAGGUAAGCCGACCCUCAAAUUUUCGGGGUUUUUCAUUUCAAUUUCGUGUGAUCUUCUUGCAACCUUUCCCUUUUUAUUGGCCCAUCAGUAACACUGAAUUGCAGCGAAGUAUUUUGCGAAGUCUUCGUUUUCAGUUUUUUCUCAAAAGGACUCGGAUAACUGUUUACAUAUUUACAUGCACACUUACAUCUACUUCCUACUGAUAUAUUUUAGCAUUAAGCUAUGAAAACGUUUCUUCUUGUUCACAGACCCUUCAGCAGAGCUUCAAGUUGCACAGGGUCGAAUAAAUGAGCUCGAAUCACAUAUUGUUACUCAAAAGGCUGAGGUAAGUAUCUUUGUGUCAUGUAAAUCAUUUCUCUUUCGAUUUUGAAUGGGUGUUGAAGUAAACACUUAAACCUGAUAAGUUAUCACGAUGCAUGACCAAUUUUUUCAAUAGCACUUAGAUAAUUUUGCCUUUAUAGACAACAUAAUUAAAGUAUUGUGGGUUAAAAAUAGAGUAUAGUAAAAGAAGGGUACAGUAUGAAAUUGAGAUAUUUGUUUAUUUCUCAAAGAUUACCUUUCAGAUAUGUCAGUUUAAUUUGUAUUGUAACAUAUAUCACAGUAGUUCGUGUUUUGUUAUUAUUUUUUCUUUUUGUGAUUGUCGUUGGGUCAAUUAGAUUUUGCUGUUUUAUCAACCAUAGUAUGUCUGAGAUGACACUAAAUUAUUGAUUGGUUUAUUCAAUGAAAUGCAGAAUAACAGUAAGCUUUUCUGCAGACUUCCCAGGCCUGAAAACAUGUAGGAAAACACUUAGAUUUUGGCAACCCUAUUACCUUUAACAAGCUAAAAUCAGUAUCCAUAUUCUCUAAACUAUUUUCUAUAUGUAUCCUUUGGUACUGACAAGGAGAGUUUGUUUAUCCAUCAAAGCUUCAUAGGUUGGUGAUAAUCUCCUUAAUUCUCAUGAUCUUAGUGAAUAACUCAGCAGUAUUACUAUGAGCAGAAUUAGGUGCUGGUUACUCUUAUUCUUUAAAGGGUUAACAGGUUGUUGUUUCAUGUUUAUUAGUAUGAAAGACUGAGGCAAAGUAAUGAUGAACUUCAUGUGAGACUUGAAGCAGCAGAGCUUCAGACGAGCAGCAUAUCGAGGGAUUACAGGGCACAAUUGCACAGUAAAGAGGUAAUCAGGGUUUAGGUUAUAUGGUUUUAACUAUCAACCUGUUUUGACGCAGAUGGUGUUUUGAACAAGAAAAAAUUUGGAAACUGAAACUGAAUUUGCAUACUAAGAAACAUUUGGUAAGCUUUUAGCUUUUAAAAAGUUGAAUUCAAGUCUGAGACUGAGAUAAAGUAAAUUUGAUUGGUUUUAAUAUUUCCCAUCUGUUUGGCACUAUGCACUGGGAAACUUUUUACAAUAACUCUGAAUCUAGAAAGUGGCGUACAAAUGUCCUAUGCACCCAGAGAGAGGAGAGACAGUUAUAAUCAGUAUGCAUUUGAAAUAUUUUUUUGUGUAACAGGGAAGUAAUUGCACAAUCUUUGUUUCACCUCUUACAUGCCUUUCUUAGUUCUUUUUGUUCUGAUUGAACAGGAAGAAUUAAUAAAAUUGAGAGAACUCAGAAGAUUUCAUGAGGAAAAUGGCCAUAAUCUUGGAGGUAGAGAGAGGCAUGACUCUACUGACAGUAUUGAAGAUUCCAUGGAGACAAAAAGAUUACAUAGUGAGAUCUCAAAACUGCAAGCUGAAUGCCAACACUGGAAAUCCAUAGCAAAUGGAGUGGUAAGUGGGAAGAGGAAAGAAAAACAGAGGCUUCAUGACAUCAAUGUUUACCUGCCAUGAUCUGAUCAAAAAUUCUCCAUUCCCACUGCCACACUACAUUUCCUUGUUUAUGAGACAGGAGAAUUUGAUGGUAUAUCAAAUUAUUAUCCUCAAGCAAGAAUGUCAUAUUGAAACUUCACAUCUGGAAUUGAAGUCAACCUCUUAACCCUUCUGCUUCUAGAAGUGAUUAACAUGUAACUUCUCCUUGCAAUUCCAAUAAGUUAUGUUGUGAAAAGGUAAUGAAAACAGAUUAGUUCAAUAGGCAGGAAGGUCAUAUUUUGGAAUGAGUCCAAAUUCUCCUGUGUUAUUUGCAAGGGAAAGUAUGACAGUAAGUAUGGAGAAUUGCCAAUUGGAUUGAGGGAGUUACAGGUUAACUAAACAGUGCAUGAUCUUAGUGACGUAAUAUAUAGUUGUAUGAUUUUUUAUGAUUUUUUUAAUGAUUUGAUGAUGUAUGCAAAGUAAUUUUUUAUGUUCCCAUUUUUCUUCCAUUUUGAAUACAUUCUUGUUUGUACAUUUCAUGUAACAGGAGAAUCAGGAUAGACUGCACAAAGAAAUAGAUCAGUAUCAACACGAAUUGACAGCAUUGCAGAGUAGCUACUCACAAAAGAUUGCCAAUCUGAACAAAAAGCAUAAACAAGAAUUACAAAACUGGCAGGAUGAGAAAGAAGAAUUUUUACGAAGGAUUGAAGAGUUGGAAGAGAGCCCUCUUAAGUACAGUGGUAUGUUUGUUUUGAAUGUUUAGGGUCCACUUGUGAUCCAGAGUCUGUCAUAGCUUUCAUUGAUACAUCUUGGUCAGUGAAGGUGUGAGGUUCAUGCUGUUUGUUCAGGAUUGAUUUUCUGAAAUUUAAAAGAAUUGAAAUAAGGUUAUUCACCAAUCUGGUGAUCUUCAAAACUGAUCAUGCAUUAUGCUUUUAUGGUGCUUUCAAUGCAAACAUUCAACAAGUAUUCUUAUAAUGCACUGUUUAAUUUCCUUUUUCUUUCAGAAACUGAGAGUUUUGAUCAUUUGGAGAAGGAUUUUGAUCAAACAAAUGACAACACAGAUGUAGUGUUGUCUCUAAAGAAACAGUUAGCCACUGCAGAGGAGUUCAUUGCUGAACUUGAAAACCAGAUUAAAACUCAAGAGCAGCAGAUAAAUGCUUUGAAUAUCCAAGUCCAAGACAAAGAACAAGCUAUUUUGACAAUGCAAAAGGAUUUCACUGACUUGCAAACUAAACUGCAAGAUGCAGGUUCAGUGCAUGAUCAAGCUUUGUCUGACUAUGAAAGUAAAUUAAAUCUGAACAUGAGUAAUGUGGAAAAACUCCAAAAACAGCUGGAAGAUCAAAGGAACGAAAUGCUGGGUUUGAGAUCUGACUCUGAAGGCCUUUGUAAAUUACGAGAGGAGCUCAACUUUGUUGCGGCAGAAAAUGCAGAAUUAAAGAAACAACUAAGCCAUAGCUAUGCGGAGGAGAGGAGACUUCAUCGCUCUGUGGAGGAGGUGAAGUCUGAGCUAGAACAACUCAGUUCUUCAACCAUGGAUUUAAUUGAAGAACUUCAGUUAUCUCAGGGUGUUCAACAAGAACAGAGCAUUGAACUGGAUAAUUUGAAGAAGGUGAAAUACAUCAAAGGAGAUGCCAAGAAAGAGAUGGGGAAAUUAAGGAAUGCUCUGGCUGGUAGGUGAUAAAAUUCUAUAAAUGCAAUUCACCAAUAAAUCUGUUACAGCAGUGUGCUGUCUUAGAUUUACAUAUACAAUGAGUUGGUUUGUAAGGAUUCACACACUUUGCUCAUGAAUAAGUUGUAUAAAUGUGAGGAAAGAUUAGUGUUUGUACUGUGUGUAUGAUAAUAAUUACACACACGUGUAAAAUACAUGUAGAGCUAAGUGAUAUCCAUUUUUUACCUCUGCAGCUCUGUGGGAGCGCCAUCUGUGCCUGGUGCAGCUUUACCAGCAGGUCAGACAUGAGUUGAACAACAGUAACACGAGGCUAUUGGCCGUGUUCCAGGCUCAACAUGUAAUGCACCUCUCUUAACAGGGUGCUGUGCAGGGGAGAGGGGUGGGGAGCUUUGCUACCUGACUCUAAUGUCACUUUUCUUACUCGUUAAAUUCUAAAUAUUUAACUGGAAUUUAUGCCAGUUAACAAGCUUAGAAAAACCAAAUAUGAGUGAGCAUUUUAGACCUUUCAUGUAACUUUGCAACUCUAAGUAAGUACUGACUAACUAGCUAAUAACUUUUUUAAUUGCUGUUUAACAUGAUUAAAAAUGAAAAUGGGCUAGCACAGCUUUAAAAUAUCUUCUGAAAAGUUUUUGUUUCAAAUUAUUUGUUGUUUUGGACUUGGAAAAACAAAUUCCAAGAUUUUCUAGGAAUUUUCUUGUCUGAUUUGUAGCUUUAGGGUUCGAAUAUAAUGGAUAGAUUACUAUGGUAAAAUUCUUAUCAAGCAAAUCAGUCACUGAUACUGCAAACAACAGUACAAGCUUUUUUGCUUUUGUAGUUUCUAGUUAAAAAUUGUUCCCUUUUUAUUUUUCUAAAAUUUGCCGUCUUUUGGUAAUACUUCCGCUCACUUUAGUGAGCUUUUUUUCUUUAAGCUUUUUCUUUGCGUUUGCAUUUUAUCCCCCUCAUCUCAUGCAAAGUGUCCUGGCACUCAUCUUUUCCUGCACAGCCCCCUUAAUGUCAUACGUGUCUUAUGAAGCUUUCAUGUCUAUUAUAAUAGAUUUUUUCUUCCACAUGCUAUAGUUAAAACAUGCAUCAUGGCCAUUUUGUUAACCCUCACGUAAUAGCAAAUUAACCAAUAGUAUUGAUAUCAUAACGCACGAUUUCCUCUCACGUCUUGGUCGUAAGGUAAUCGGUAUGUCUCCAAAUUCUGUUUUUGUUAUAGAUGCUUUCUGGAAUGACCUGAGAGUUAUGGCUAUUAAAACAACAAUACCCAUAGUACAAAUUGCUUUUAACAAAGACAUCAGUUGCUGUUCGUUUUUUAGUUCUUUAUAUAUUCCUUGUUUUAUGUUUUGUGUUUUUUUGGAAAACGAUGACAACAGUUCAUAACUUUGUACAGAAUCAAAGGAAUUUUCUUUCUUAAACGUUUUAUCUGCGCAUUUUAUAUUUUUAAGCUAAUGAUGAUAUGCUUUUCAUAUCAACAGCUCAGCACUAACAGUGUCCGUGAUGACCUGAAAGUCCUUCAACAAAGACUGGAAGAUCGUAACCAGGCUAAACUGGAUCAUAUCGAGAAAGAGAAGGAAGCCAUGAUGAGCAAAUCAACGGAGCUUCGAGUUGCGGUAGAGGAAUUAGAAGGUGGUGUAAUGGACCUGCAAUCAGACAAUGAACAGGUGGCACAAGAAACGAAAUACUGUGUCACUGAGAUAGGAAGGCAACAGGGGAUUGAUGAAGAUGAAAGAAACGACAUUGUGAGAUCACUGAUGGCUGAGAAAGCUGUUUUGGAGAGCGCUAUUGUCGGGCUGCAGCAGAAGCUUCAAGAUCAACGAGAGUGUUUCGAUUCAACGCAGAAUAAGAUUAACGAGGGCGUCGAUGGUGUGGACAGCAGGUCAGGCUCGGCCGAGAGUGUGGCCAGUUACACAGGUAGCACACCACGUGACCCUGAAUUAUCCAUUGAUAUGGGAGAUCUCAGGAGAAUUAGCGACACCUCCUUUGAGCCUGAGAUAAGGCAGGAAACUGAGGUAUUACAGGAAACUGCCGUCCUCUCAGGUAACGAGAUCGCAGUCAGCCAGGAAUUAGCGCUUUCUGAGCUGAAGCAACAGCUCCAAGAUUACCGACAGCAGUUGGAAGAGUUCGAAUUGGCCCAAAAGGAUUGGGAAGGAGAAAAGGAUGCUCUUGAAGGCCUGGUGUUGAGUCUUAGGCGCCAGGUAAAGGAGUUGCAAGUAUUCUUGGGUAACAGCCACGAUGAAGAGGAAAUUUCGCGACUUCGACAAGAAAACGAUCACAUCUCGUCAAAAAACAAGCAUCUUGUGGAGGCGUGGCAGAUGUUAGAGAAGGAGUUUGUCUCUCUUGACAUCAGUAGUUCAUCUGCAGGAAAUGAUUCUGAACUUGAUGAGGAUCGAAUGCAGUUACUACGUGAAGACCUGAAUAAAUGUGUGGAGAAGUUAAGAGAAGAUAACUCUCUUGUACGAGAACAGACAGAGCAACUUAUUCAACAAAUUGACGAAAAAACAUCUAUGCUAAAUGAUUUGCAAAGUAAGCUUGAGGCGAAAAAUGAUGAAGUUAAAAGCAUCUCUGAUGAAAAGAGAGAUUUGAUGAUGAUGAUCAACGAGCGAGACGAGAGAAUUUGUGAAAUUGAAGAAAGCUUUAAUAAUCAUUUGUUAGACUUGACCAGCUCAAAGGAUAAUGAGAUGAGCCUUCUUCAAACAGAGCAAGAAGAUUUGGUUAAACUCUUGGAAGAAACUCGACAAGAAUGCUCCUUACUCCGAGGCAAGAAUAACGAGUUGCUUGAUAUCAUGGGACAGAAUCAACAAAGUCAACUUGAAUCUACCGAGGAGAAAAAAGGUUUAGAGUUGUUAUUAACUGAAAAGGGCAAACAACUCAAGAACGUACAAGAAGAAAGAGAAAAUUUCGAAAGAAUGGUCCAAGAAAAAGAAAAACGAAUUGAGUCGCUGGUUGCUGAGAACAACAGUAUGUUAAUGGAAAAAGAAGUUCUGCAAAGUUUAAUUGAAGAAUACAAAGAGAAGGCAAAAGUUCAGGAAAAACAGACCACAGAGAGAUCUAACCUUGUAAAGGAAAUUGAGCAGCUAAAUCAUAAAAUUCAAAUGACCGAGGCCAGAUGUAGCGACCUGGAUGGAAAACAAAUGGUUCUUUUGCGAGAAAAGGAAAAUCUAGAACUCGAACUUCAACAGAGCGGUGCGAAGGUGGACAAACUUAAUUCUGAACUCAAAGAGACGUCUGCAGAGAUUGAAGUGUUGAAAGAAGAGAAGAGCAAGGUUGUUGUGGCGGCUGAAAGUCAUUUCAAGAGUUUUAAGGAGUUAGAGGAGAAAUUGUUGGUGAGCAUCGCAGAGAAGGAAGAAAUAUCCAAACAACUGGGAUUUAAAGACUUACAGGUCGAUAAGCUGGAACUUGAUCUAAGAGAAAAAGGGGCUGACAUAGAUCUGCUUAAGUUAGACUUGGCAAAGUUGUCCAAAGCACUGAAAGAGAAGGAGCAGGUCAUUCAUACUCAAGUCGUAAAUGCUUCAAACGCUGGAGCGCAAGGCGUUGAUGAUGCAAUGUAUCGACAGGCGCAGCUUUUGAGGCUACUGGAGGAGAAAGAUCAGGAAAUAACAGCUCUGAAACAGAAGGACGCUUCUUUGAUUGAACUUGUGAAUCAAACGGAUCAGAACAAUCAUCAGGUACGAGAGGCAUAUGAAGGCAAGCUACAACAACUCAGGGAGGAGAGGGAUAGGUUGUUAGAUGACUUGAAUCUGCGUAAUGAAGAGCUAUUGACUUUUGAAGACAAACUUGACGCCAUGAGAGAAAAAAUGAAUAGUAAAGAUCAAGCUUCACACUUACUGCACAAUGAGCAUGCGCGACUGCUUGCUUUGAACGAGUCUCAAGCGAAUGAGAUGGGGAAACUGAGAGAGAGGAACUCAGCGCUGCAAAAACUUGUUGAAGAGUACAGCAGGAGUAGAAGUAGUGAGCAGCAACGAUUGCUCGAGGACAACGACCAGCUAAGACGUCAAAUACACGGGCUGCAAGUUGAACACGAAACUUUAACAACUCUUGUUCAAGAGAAAGACAAACAGAUUUCCACUCUAGCGCUGUUGGGGAGGACAGACUCUUCAGAACCAUCCCCACAAGGGAUGGAACCACAGUUGAGGAGACUUCGGGAAGAGAGAGAGGUGUUAUUACGAGAAAGAGACUCAGCAUUAAAAGAAAAAGAGCUGAAAGACUUUGAAAUAUCAAAGCUACAUGAAGAUCAGCUAUCUGCGAGUCAAACAUUUGAAGAGAAAUGUCAUUUAGCGGACAAAUUGCUGGCUGACAAUGAGGAUCUCUCUAGACAGUUGGUCAAUCUACGAUCAGAACUGAGUGAACUCUCCCUGGAAAAAUCAAAUUUAGUAAGGAGUGACAACAGAUUGAAAGAAUUAGAAGAACAGAUAAAUUCGUUUAGGAAUGUUGUAGAGUCCAAGGACAGAGAACUAAAACAAGUUCUAGAGAACAGUCGAAAUGAAAAAAGCUCCAUUUUAGUUGAUCUAGAAAACGUCAAAAGCGAAAGAGACGAUAUUCUUGAACAGAAAUAUCUUGAAACACGCGAGUUGAAAAACAAAAUUUUACAGCUUGUACGCUCGGUAACAGACUCUGAAAGCAAUGAGGAGGAAUAUGUUGACAACAUCGACAUUAAUUUUCAAUCAUUGCUUCAUACAGUAAAAAACCAACGGAACAGCGCUCUCAGGGAACGAGAUAAUGAAAUUCAAUCUUUGCGGGAACAGCUUUCGAAUGUGACAUUGCUAAACAAAACCACUGAGACUCAUGGAUCAGAGUUAGAGCAUGUAUUGCGUGACAAAGAAGAGUUACACAGGAUGUUGUUACAGUCACGCAAUGAGAAGGAAGACUUGUUGCGCGAGAACGAGUCGACUGUAGCAGAAUUACAAGAUCAGAUCGUGAGUCUCAGUCGAGCGGUUAGCGAAAAGGACCGUUCAUCACAUCAAGACUUACAGCGGGUAAUCCAAGAGAAAGAACGUAUUGUAAAUGAGCUAGAGCAAGCACAGAGAGAUAGAGAAGAGGUAAGUAAUGCCAAAACACAACAGCAAGGUGAGAUAAACAGACUACAAGCUGAGCUGCACGAUCUUAAAGGUGUUCUUACUCAAGAGCGAGCGACCACUACCACUCUUCACAGAGAGGUGGAUCAAUACAAGAUGGCGAUGCAGGAGAAAGAGAGGAUUGUCAAGCACUUAACGGUUGAGAGGGAACAGCUACAGAGGACACAGGAGAAAUUGCAAUUCCGCAUUCAGCAACUUCAAGAGGAACUGACUGCUGCUAGUAGUGGACAGAAGGUGGCUGAAACUAAGAUGGCUCAGGAAUUGAACCGCCUCAGAAAUCACCUGGUACAGGUAUGGCAAACCUCCCCCUUCCCCCCCCCCUCCGUGAAAUACGAUAUGGUCCAUCGUGGAAACGAAUGUCCACACUCGAAGAGAGUUUCGCGGUGAACUCAAUAAGGUCACAAAAAUGCAUUGGUUCUCAUUCGUAGAUUUGUGCGGGAAUAGAUCAUCUCCUUUAACUGUCGGUUUUUUUAGCCUGUCAGAUACACCUAAAGUUUAAAAUAAGUUGUAUCAGACUUGAUAAGCAAUUUGUCACUCGCUUUCAGGUUGAAGAGAGCUACACACGCGAGGCCCUCGAGGCCGAGGAGCGAGAAAAGGACCUGAGGAUGAAGUUGGCUCGUGCAGAAGAACAGUUGUUGUCAAGUUCACAUUCCAUGCUGGACAGAGAGUAAGACACAACGCAUAAUAAUGCGAAAUACAAUCCACUUUUACUAAUAGUUGCGUCUGUGGUAAUGAUUGACUUACUCUGUUAGUUCAAGUGCAAGAAACCAAACUGAACAGGCCGAAACAGACGUUAAAAAAAUGUCGUCAGCUACUCAGAAAUAGAACAAAGUACUAAACGAUCAACUAACCAUCAAAACAAAUGGUUUGAAACCGAAAGAGAAGUGAAUCAAUAUUUUUAAGGGUGAUGCUCCAACCGUAAGAGCCUUACUAGGUCUGAGCGUUCGCAAGGGGAACGCAGAACACUAUAUGGGAUUUCCGAAGUAUAAAUUGUCACACAGCACUCUCAGAGUGUAAAAAGGGGAAAUCUGAUCCGGUAUUUUGACAACUGGUUUUGAUUAAAGCUUCUGUGACAUUUUUUUAGUCGUCAAGCGUCUGUGCAGAUUGAAAGCCUCCAAGAACAGCUCCAGGUCAUAGCAGCUCAACGUGACCGUGCGGUCAUGGAUCUAGCCUCGGUUCAGGAGCAGGCACAUCAGUACCAGACCGCUCUCAACAACCUACAGCUUGUUCUUGAACAGUUCCAAAGAGGUAGGAUUUCUAUUUAAACAGUGUAGAUUGUGGUGUUGGUACUUGUUGUUAACGCACAGGUUUUUAUUGUUCCAUCUAGAGCGCGAAUCUCAACUGAGAGCUACCCAAGAAGAGGCUCAGAAACGAGUAGACGAUGCCUGGGCACAAGUUAAAGAGCUGCAGCAGAGAGAAAAUCAUCUGAAGGUGCGCAGGGUUAGCCGGGAAGAAUUGUUUUCAAUUGAUAGGUGUGCAUGGCAGCUCUCAAAUGGUUUUUUCUUUCUUUCUUUCUUUCUUAGAGUCAGUUAGAAAUGGCUGCUCGUAUAACGCAAGAAGUGGUGAACAUCCGAAACCAACUGAAAGCCAAAGAUGAGGAACUACUUCAUUCUAAGGAAGAGGGUUUGUUUCAUUAUUUUUCAAGGUUGCGCGGUUUUGCGCAAUCUUUUUUUUAUCGGCUCUCGAAGGUUAUCCAGAAUUGGAUCAGUUUUGCCUCGAUGCGCUCAGUUAUUGGUUCAGAAAACUCGCGCAAUACUCAGCCAGUUAGAUAAAAACUCCAACCUACCAACUAAUCGCAACUCGGUCACUACCGUGUUUUUCCCGAGCUUCACGCAGUUUGCUUGCUUUUGCUUUGUGAUAUGAAACGUUCCUUGUGAUAUUCUCUUUUAGUCUGAUGUGCUGUAGUGAUUACAUCGGUUUUGGUUUUGCGAUAAUCAAAUAAAAUUUGCUUUAGAACCGAUGGGUUCUUGGCCUCUAUCAGCUGAUUUCUUAUUGUUAUCAUUUCGAUAGUUACCCGACUGGAAGAAGAAUUACGUGUCGCUCAUGAGAGAAUCAACAGCCUAAACAGCUUGUCAGACGGCAAAGUUGAGAAGUGAGUAUACAGAAAACUGAUUCAUUUUUCUCUCAUUUAGUCCCGCCUUAUUUGGAGACAUAUUCUGCUCUCUGUUGCUAAUGGACUAAUUGUCUUCAAUGUGUGAAUUCUUUCUCGCUCUCUUUCCAUAGAUCGCUGGUGAAAAACAUGCUGAUGGGAUAUUUUAAUACACCGGAAAACAAACGAAUGGAUGUUGUACGAGUCAUUGGAGGUUUGCUUGGCUUCACACACGAGGAGCUGGAUAAGGUAUCACCAUGUAGCUCGUGUGUGUUAUAUUGUCGUAGUUUUUCGAUGUUUUAGUUCUUUUGUUUUUCCUUUUUAUCAGGUCGGGACUGGAUCCUCACCUCCCACAGGAUCAUGGAUCUCCAACUUAAUUCCGUUCGGUCCCAGUGCCCCCAAGACUCCCACAAGGACAACCGCCUCGGCACCAAAGGUAUGAAAGAGAAAUUAUGCACCUUAGUGGACUCAAUUCUUGUCAUUACAGCUGGAAACAGAAGUAGUACUUGACUUAUACGGUGCUUCACUACACACUAUGAAAUUUUUUUGUUUUCAGUCGUUUUCAGAGUUGUUUGUAAGUUUCCUGGAGAGUGAGUCUGAAGUGCCUCGUUCCAGUGGUGAGGCAAGCGGACGAGUGACCAAUCCUCUUCUGUCUGGUAUGACACCACAGCAAUCUACAGCUAGUCACGUGCCAAGAGGGCUACCAAUGGCAACUUCGACUCCUAUUGGUACCCCAUCCAGAGGUAACGCACCUCCCCUCCCACAGUCUGCUGUGUCACGUCCUACUUUUUCAGCACCCGGCGAGGGUGUAACGAGGUAAGUUAUUCAGGAAAUGAAAUAGGUAAAUACAUCUGAUGAACCAAACAAAUGAAUAUAAGACAAUGUAGAAGUGGCACGCCCACACAGUGACUGUAUCCACUCUUUCUUGGUGAAAAUGAAUUGUUGGUUUCUAUGGAAAGUUGAAAACCGGGGAAUCCAGAACAAAACCUUCGGAGCAGGGUCAGGAACCGUCAUGCCUACAGAAAUAUUGCGAACUUGUAGCGAAUUUUUCACAAACCUUACUCAGGCCAUUAAGUAGUUGUAAGAGCCAUUCGGUUUUCAUAAGUGACAGAGUCUUUAUCUCUCUAUCUCACAGAGCUAAUACGUCAGUGACCAGUGGGAACCCUGUGCUUGUGGGUUCACUCCCACCCGUCCAAGCUAAUUCGUCAGGCACCAAUGGGAACCCUUUACUUGUGGGCUCACUCACACCUGUACAAAAUCUGCCAGCCCUCAGUGGGUCCAGCUCUUUACGGACCCUACUUGAGGGACGGACGUAGUAUAAUGAAGUCGCCGCACAAUAACGUCACAGCGUCGCUAUUGUUAAAAUCCGCUGAUACGAGACGUGUUGGCCUUUAAAAUGAGUCGAGUUGACUACAAGUCUUCUGAAACCACUCUAAUUAGAUAUUAAUCCCUACGUCGAACCAUAUUUCCGACAAGUCUAGGACCUCUUGGUCGAGAAAGAAUAAUUAAUUAUACAUUUAGUUUUUAGGUAGCGUAUUGAAUCUACAUUCUGAGAAUGCCUAUUGGGUUUUCCCAGUUUCGAGUUCAAUAAUCAAAAUAAAAAAAGAUGCGGUGAAUAUUAUGGUGCUUUUGUUUCACUAUUUCACGUCACUAAGUUGCAUACUCUAUAAUUAGGUGAAUUGGCCACCGUAAAGAGUUUC
This is a messenger RNA of Pocillopora meandrina, 12385 nucleotides long. Lineage: Eukaryota; Metazoa; Cnidaria; Anthozoa; Scleractinia; Pocilloporidae. The record is from the annotation of a GenBank genome assembly.